UUGGUUUCCGGUUUCAGGUUCCGGGAUUUUCCUGAUAAGUAACCAAAGAAAAUCAAGCACUCUCUUUAAAGGAAUGCAGUCUGCAGUCAGACACAAUCUUCACCCUGACAAUGAGGCUGAGAUCAACAAGCUGGUCAACAUCAAACUCACUGCAUCCUACACGUUCCUCUCCCUAGGCAUGUACUUUGACAGGGAUGAUGUAGCCCUCCCCAGCUUCUCCCGUUUCUUCCUUGACCGCUCUAUAAAGGAAAGAGAGCAAGCAGAGUAUCUCUUGGGGUAUCAGAACAUGAGAGGAGGUCGAAUUUUGCUUCAGACCAUUGCAAAGCCCUCCAGGGACGACUGGGUAGGGGGAUUGGAUGCAGUCUCAUUUUCUCUGCAGUAUCAGAAGUCUCUCAAUCAGGCCAUAAUGGAACUGCACUCCAGAGCAAACACUCACAAUGAUCCACAUCUGUGUGAUUUUUUGGAGCAGCAUUUCCUGUCAGACAGCCAUGAUGUCAUCAAGCAGCUAGGUGAUUACAAGCGAAGCCUGACAUCCCUCAAGUCCAGUGAACCACAUGGUGCCAUGGGCGAGUACCUGUUUGACAAGCACACUCUGUGAGGAUCAAGUUGUAGUUCUGUUUUUUUUUCCCAAUCAAAACCAGCAGGUAGGGCAAUGCUGCAUAGAUAGGAUGAACAGAAUCCAAUCUUUUGUUACAAUGCUUUAGAGUAGUUACCUGUGAUGUAAAUCACGGUACUCAGUAGGUGCUAAAAGUCAUUCAUAUAAACAUAUUUUCUAUUGUGUUCUCAAAAUUUUUGGUUUUUUUAAAAAGGCAAAUGGGUCUAUAAUGGGUCUAUGGCUCCAGAUCAGUCUAUAAUCUAUGCAUUUAAUGUAUGUGGUUUUUAUAUUAUAGGGUAUUAUUGUAAUGUUACAAAACGCUUUUGUCUACAAAGCUGAUUGCCAACAUUCUACAAAGGAACUGAAACUACAUAUAAAGAAUUUCUCCUGUUAUGACAGUACUUGUACAGGGCAGUUGUUCCGGAAUGAAAUCGUAAAUGUUACAAAGUGCUAAUCAAAAAGUGUAAAAAGGUUUUUACGCUGUAGCUAAAACUGAAAAGACAGUGUUCAAAUGACAGUCCAAGGUGAAGUUUAACACAUUCUUCUAUUUAUGAUAAUUUUUACAGUUGUUUUAUCAAUGCUGCACAAUAUGCCAUGAGUUGCCAAUUCCAGAACUGUUAACUAACAGUUUGUAUAUCUCCUACUGUCAGGUACAGGUGUGGUACACUGUGCUGUUGACACAGAUCCCGUCAGUUUAAUGGAAAAGGCAGUUUGGAGAAAGUCUGAUAUUUAUUCCACAUACAGUGAAAGCAAUUGAGCAUAAACAUGUCUGAUUAUUCAAUGUCUGUAAUUAAACCACACAGUCCUUGCUUUACUAACAGUUCUAGUGUGGCAUAUGACAUGGUACUGGAAUGGGAAAACAGAACUUUUGUAAAUUUAAAAAAAAAAAAAAAAAACCCUUUCAGCAUUUUAUAUCUGUUAAUUUUUAACUUCCCUUUGUUGAUUUUGACCCUGUGGUUUAAUUUUGGCCCAGAUCACACUAAAUAUGUUCUUCUCAAUAAUGUGAAACAAUCUUAAAGCCAUCUGCUGCUGAAAAUCAUAAUUGUUUGCGAUAAUAUGGAAAUGAUUUCUUAUGAAUGCAGUUUGCAGGUGCCUGUGUAACUUGGCACUCUAAGCUUUUGGAACCUUGUGACUGUUAUUUUUGGGAACUGGCCAUCGAAAAAACAGGAGCACAAUACAUAUAAAUUUACAAAUUGAGCUUUAUGCGAACCCAGUAUUCAUGAACAGAAAGCUGAGUCUUUAGGUUUUACUUUGUAAGUUUGUCUUGUAGUAAUACAAUAGUCAAAGAUGCAUUUUGUUUUAGUGUUUACAGUUGUGCUGCUUGGAGUCUAUUUUCUCAGCAUCCUUGAUUUCAUCGUGUUUGGAAUAAUAUGAGGACAGUUCCAUUAUACAGAAAUUAUGAUUGAACAGUUUAUAGUACAACACUGGUGUUGCUACUCUGCAUUUCUUUUCAUUCUUCGUAUAAAAGUGACAUACAUAGAAUUUGCGUGAUGCUGUGACAUGGCGCCUGGGUGGUGUGAGAGAACGUGGGUUUGUGUGGAGUUUGCAUGCUCUCCCCAUGUCUG
This is a messenger RNA of Scleropages formosus (Asian bonytongue), 2160 nucleotides long. Its product is annotated as ferritin, heavy subunit. Bases 74 to 598 code for a protein of 174 amino acids. Gene Ontology annotation, molecular function: ferrous iron binding; ferric iron binding. Gene Ontology annotation, cellular component: cytoplasm. The transcript has 5 exons. The record is from RefSeq and is a predicted model, not a curated record. Gene Ontology annotation, biological process: iron ion transport; intracellular iron ion homeostasis. NCBI's taxonomy places the organism in Eukaryota, Metazoa, Chordata, Actinopteri, Osteoglossiformes, Osteoglossidae.